AUGCCAACGCCAUCAUCAAAUCCACCUGUCGAGGCAUCUUCGCCGCGCUCCUAUAGUUUCUCAACAUGCCCUGACGACGUCCAAAGUCAACCACACCCUGCCUGGCAAGCACGCGACGAAGGCCAAGCUCGUGCUGAUGACGUUGGUAUCCAGUCUGGCCCCGGCCUUUCUGUAGAUGGUGCAUCACCGCUCACCAUCGACGCGUCGACUGCACCUGGGUGCCCGAAUGACGAUACCACCAUGUACGACGGACGCCCAUCAAACGACCUGUCUUCAAGAUCCACCACUAUGUCCCCACGCCCUCAAACCGCCACUACUACCGCAACAACUCCUAUGCAUGAAGGGUUUGGGCCCGAAACGAAGGGAAGGGACGCCGAAACCGGCAACCAGUUGAGUCGAGAGCCUCCCAACAGCACACAGCAGGCCAGGGAACCCCAAUCAGCUCCCUGUGAAUCAUCUAGGCGGAGGGGGUCACCGAAUCGGGAGUCGGAGAGUAUUGAUUUUGAUGCGCAAGAAGAUGAGCUCUGGUCCCCAUCCAUGGGCCCUGACUACUCAUGUAUACGGACUAUUCCAUCAGCUCCGUCUUCCUACCUCCGUCCAGGUAGCAAGUUCCACGGUACACAACAAUCGGAACGCCAGGUCUACGACGUGCAAGUUGAAAUCAAACAUGUCGACAUGCGAGAGUCUUUCCUUUGCGGCUAUCUCCGGAUUCAAGGUCUGACCGAGGAUCAUCCCACUCUUACAACAUAUUUUGAGGGAGAAAUCAUCGGAUCUAAAUAUAGCUUCUAUACUCAGCACGAGAACUGGGGCGCAAAUAGCAAGGUUGACUUGAGCCACUGGGCGAAAUUUACAGCCUUUCGUCCAUUUCAGAAGCAAGCCCGUAAGGGACCCGUCAUCAUUCGCGAUGCCGCCCAACGAGAAACUAUCUUCAUGCGAUGGAAAGAGCAUUUUUUGGUGCCAGACCACCGCGUCCGCACAAUAUCUGGCGCCAGUUUUGAGGGUUUCUAUUAUAUUUGCUUCAACCAGGUUAAAGGCGAAGUGAGCGGCAUCUAUUUCCACUCUAAAAGCGAAAAGUUCCAACAACUGGAAUUGAAACAUGUUCCCGAUCGAGGAUGCUUCGCUGCGACCGAGUUCCGCUAA
Messenger RNA from Fusarium pseudograminearum CS3096, 1140 nucleotides. RefSeq lists its product as uncharacterized. Gene Ontology annotation, biological process: negative regulation of gluconeogenesis; protein targeting to vacuole; protein catabolic process in the vacuole. Lineage: Eukaryota; Fungi; Ascomycota; Sordariomycetes; Hypocreales; Nectriaceae. Bases 1 to 1140 code for a protein of 379 amino acids. Gene Ontology annotation, cellular component: GID complex; extrinsic component of membrane. The transcript has 4 exons. The record is from RefSeq and is a predicted model, not a curated record.